This is a messenger RNA of Schistosoma intercalatum, 378 nucleotides long. The record is from the annotation of a GenBank genome assembly. Lineage: Eukaryota; Metazoa; Platyhelminthes; Trematoda; Strigeidida; Schistosomatidae.
AUGUCAACAUUCGCAUUUGAUGAUGUGUUGGCGACAUUUAUCAUUCCAUUUGACAGAUUCAGCUUCCAAAGGCUUGAACAUCCAAUUGUUCUCAGUGGUCUCAUUUUAACAUUUAUAGGUUUGCUUAUUGGAUUAUUAAUCAUAUUGAUUAAGAAACUACAUUCUACAUCCAUAAGGAACAGUAUCUUCAUGGUUAUAACGUUGAUAAUUAUGAUUAUUGGUGUUGGAUUACUAAAUUCACCUACAAAAUGGAAUUGGAAUCAUUCUCUUGAUUGUCGGGGCGGCACUUCCCAACUAUAUUGUACUAGGUGUAGCCUGGAUUUGUUGGUGCUGUGCAAUGUUGAUUGUGAUUGUAGACGCAGCAUAUUAUUUGGAUAG